This is a messenger RNA of Phalacrocorax carbo (great cormorant), 879 nucleotides long. NCBI's taxonomy places the organism in Eukaryota, Metazoa, Chordata, Aves, Suliformes, Phalacrocoracidae. The record is from RefSeq and is a predicted model, not a curated record.
AUGGCAGUGCCCCAGGGACCAUUUGGGUGGGGACUGUGUGGCCCCACAGCACCCGGCUGCACUGGGUGUCCCCCCUGCACCACCCCUGAUGGCUACAAGCUCGUCUACGGCCUCCCUGGAGGACCCCAGCAGACACUGCGAUUGCCUCCCAAGGCGACAUCCCAUCAGCUGUGGGGCCUGGAGCCAGCAGGGCGCUAUGGGGUACAGCUGUGGGGCCGGGGGGGACACCCCCCCCUCAGCCCCCUGGAAACCUCCUUCGACACCCCUCCCCUCCCACACCCGCAUCCCCGGGACUGCGCCGAGGAGCAGCUGAACGGGCCAGGGCCUUCACGUGAGACCCUCAUCUUCCUCGGGGGAGACCCCCGGAGACCCCUGCGCGUCUUUUGCGACAUGGAGACCGAUGGCGGCGGCUGGCUGGUGUUCCAGCGCCGCCAGGAUGGGGGCACCGAUUUCUGGCGGGGGUGGGAUGCCUACGCCCACGGCUUCGGCAACGUCACCGGGGAGUUCUGGCUGGGUGAGGACCCCGGCAUCGGGGAGGGUCCCAGGGGGAACGAGGCGCUGCACGCGCUGACAGCGAGGACCCCCAUGGAGCUGCGGGUGGACCUCCGCACCCCGUGGGACGCCGCCUUCGCCCGCUACCGUGACUUUGCCGUCGCCGGGCCCGAGGAGCAUUACCGCCUGCACCUCGGCGCCUACAGCGGCACUGCUGGGGAUGCGCUCUCCUACCACGCCGGCAGCCCCUUCUCCACGCGGGACCGGGACCCUCGGGGCCGUUCCCGUCCCUGUGCUGUCUCCUACACCGGGGCCUGGUGGUACCACAACUGCCACUACGCCAACCUCAACGGGCGCUACGGGACCCCCAGUGACCACCAGGCAUAG